Neofelis nebulosa (Clouded leopard) is the source of this 3426-nucleotide messenger RNA. RefSeq names its product acyl-CoA wax alcohol acyltransferase 1 (gene AWAT1). Gene Ontology annotation, molecular function: long-chain-alcohol O-fatty-acyltransferase activity. Gene Ontology annotation, biological process: lipid metabolic process. Gene Ontology annotation, cellular component: endoplasmic reticulum membrane. Lineage: Eukaryota; Metazoa; Chordata; Mammalia; Carnivora; Felidae. The transcript is spliced from 7 exons. The coding region runs from base 116 to 1102 and encodes 328 amino acids. The record is from RefSeq and is a predicted model, not a curated record.
GUAGAAAUCCUUCUGGUCAUAUGCAUUCCCUAUCGAGCGAGCUUCCAGAGGCUGGUGGCACCAUUGGCUGGAAGAGUGUUCUGGGAUCUUUGUCUUCCUCAGGCUCCUGACCAUCAUGCCUUAUUUCAAACAGCCUAAGCACCUCCAGAGUCUGAUGCUUCUGCAAUGGCCCUUGAGCUACCUUGCCAUGUUUUGGAUCUUGCAGCCAUUUUUCAUUUACCUGCUAUUUACAUCCUUGUGGCCACUACCAGUGCUUUACUUUGUCUGGUUUUUCCUGGACUGGAAGACCCCAGAGCAAGGUGGAAGGCGUUCAGCUUGGGUAAGGAACUGGUGUGCUUGGACCCAUAUCAAGGACUAUUUCCCCAUUACGAUCCAGAAGACAAAAGAUCUGUCACCUGAGCACAACUACCUCAUGGGAGUUCACCCUCAUGGCCUUUUGACCUUUGGAGCCUUCUGCAAUUUCUGCACUGAGGCCACAGGCUUCUCGAAGAUCUUCCCAGGCAUCACUCCCCACUUAGCCACACUGUCUUGGUUCUUCAAGAUCCCAUUUGUUAGGGAGUACCUCAUGGCCAAAGGUGUAUGCUCUGUGAGUCAGCCAGCCAUUGACUACCUGCUAAGCCAUGGCACUGGCAACCUCGUGGGCAUCGUAGUAGGAGGGGUGGGAGAGGCCCUACAAAGUGUGCCCAACACCACCACCCUCAUCCUCCGGAAGCGCAAGGGAUUUGUGCGCACAGCCCUCCAGCAUGGGGCUCAUCUGGUCCCCACAUUCACUUUUGGAGAAACUGAGGUAUAUGAUCAGGUGCUAUUCCAUAAGGACAGCUGGAUGCACAAGUUCCAGAGCUGCUUCCGCAGUAUCUUUGGUUUCUAUUUUUGUGUCUUCUAUGGACGAGGCUUCCGCCAAGGCUCCACCGGGCUCCUGCCAUACUCGCUGCCUAUCGUCACUGUGGUUGGGGAGCCUCUACCACUGCCCAAAAUAGAAAAACCAAGCCAGGAAAUGGUGGGAAAAUACCACACACUCUAUAUGGAUGCCCUGUGCAAACUGUUUGACCAGCAUAAGACCCAGUAUGGCUGUUCAGAGAACCAAAAGCUGCUUUUCCUGUGACUGAAUGGACUGCAUGGUCAAGAGCAUGUACCUUGGAGAAGAGACUCAUUUGCUGCUAACCAAAAGGGGGAGAAAAGGAGAUAAGGGAAGGCAAUGUGUGGUAGGGGACGGCAUUAGGUAUUCCUUCCUUGCCCCAAAGCCCUUAUAGUUGCUGUCCUGAGGUGCUUCACUCAGUAUUUCUGCAAAAGGAGGCAUCCUGAGGCCCCUCAGGUCCAGCCACAGGCACAGGCAAUCUUCCUACUUCUCCCCGUACUGGCUUUCCUCCCUGAGCCCAACCCCCAAGGUCCUGAAGGACUGAAAUGAAAGCCAAACAACCUGAGUAGCCACCUCUCUUGUUGUUGUUGUUAUUUUGUCAUAAUGCAUUUUCUCAUUGGGAAUUUUUGCAUACCAUAAAUUUAACCUGUUUAAAGUGUAAAAUUCAGUGGUAUUUAGUAUAUUCACAGAGUUGUACAACCACUACCACUAAUUUUAGAACAAUUUUUCAGCACCCCUAAUAAGAAAUCCGGUACACAUUAGCAGUCACUCCCCAUUCCCCUAUCUCCCCCAGCCCCUGGCGACCACUAAUCUACUUUCCAUCUCUACCAAUUUUCCAUUUCUGGACGUUUCAUAUAAAGAGAAUAAUAGACUAUGUGGGUUUUUAGGACUGGUUUCUUUCUCUUAGCAUGUUUCUAAGAUUCUCCCAUGUUGUAGCAUGUAUCAGUACUUCACUCUAUUUAGAGCUGAAUAAUAUUUCAUCGCACAUAUACACAGCAGUUUUUAUUCAUUCACCAGUUGAUGGAGUUUUGGGUUGUUUCCACUUUUUGCCUACUAUGGAUAACACUGCUAUAAACAUUCAUGUAUAGGGUUUUGUGUGGUAAUCGGCUAUCUCCAAAUAUAAAGGCUUACCUUAUCUCCACACCAAUAAGCUAACAAGCAUGCCUUUCAGAUAGAUCAAAAGCAACUUACUCAGGAUUACUUUUCAUUUGGCAGAGGCAUUUCACAUAGGUCACCUUGUCCUCAUGUUGGUCCUCUAACACGAUAAUCCCAAGGUAUUUGCUACCAUCCUAAGAGUAUACUCUGGGGAAUCCACUUUAUAUUUUAAAGUCUUACUAAGUUCUGUUUAAAUGUUUUUUUAAGCUGUAUUCUGAGAAUUUUGAAAGAGUAAAUAAAAAUACAGAUGUCUUUUCCUUCACAAGGAAACCAAUAAAAGACACACUUAAAAACACAGCAAAGGUACACAUCUGAAACUAACAUAGUAUUAUAGUAUUCUAUUAUAGUAUUGACUAUACUAAAAAAAAACAUAUCAAAGGAUCAAAAGUUAAAAGACCAUUUAGAAACCCAUACAACUUAAUAUCAAAAAAUCAAAUAAUAUGAUUUUAAAGUGGGCAACGGACUUAAAUAGACAUUUUUCCAAAGAAGAGACAUCCAAAUGGCCAACAGCUACAUAAAAAGAUGCUCAACAUCACUAAUCAUCAAGGAAAUGCAAAUAAAAACCACAAUGAGAUAUUACUUCAUACCUGUUAGAAUGACUACUAUCAAAAAGAAAAAAGAUAAGUGUUGGCAAGGAUUUGGAGAAAAACGAAUCUUCUUGCACUAUUGAUGGGAAUGUAAAUUGGUGCAGCCACUGUGGAAAAUUGUAUGGAGGGUCCUCAAAAAAUUAAAAGUAGAGCUAUCUUGUGAUUCAGGAAUCCUACAUCUGGGUAUACAUAGGAAGUGAAAUAAUUAUCUUGAAGAGAUAUCUGCACCCCCAUAUUCUGUGCAUCAUUAUUCACAAUAGCCAAGACAUGGAAACAGCCUAAGUGUCCAUUGAGAGAUGAAUGGAUAAAUAAGAUGUGGAAUAUAAUAGAAUAUUAUUCAUCAAAAAAAGAAGGAAAUCCUGCCAUUUGCAACAACAUGCAUGGACCCUGAAAGCAUUAUACUAAGUGGAGUAAGUCAGACAGAAAAAGGCAAAAGCAGUAUGAUCUCACUUAUAUGUAGGGGAAAAAAAGCCAAACUCAUAAAAACAGUGUAUUGAAUGGUGAUUUCCAGGGCCUGAAGAAUGGGGAAAAUGGGGAGAUAGUGGUGAAUGAAUACAAACUUCCAGUUAUAAGAUGAAUAAGUUCUGGGAACCUAAUGUACAGCAUGGUGAUUAUAAUUAAUAAUAAUGUAUUAUAUAUUGGAAAAUUGUUAAGAAAGUAGAUCUUAAAUGUUCUCACCAAAAAAAUUAUGAUUAUGUGAGGUGAUGGAUGUGUUAACUAACCUCAUUGUUAUCAUGUUGCAAUAUAUAUGUGUAUCAAAUGUUGUACACCUUAAACUUACACAAUGUCAGUUAUAUACCAAUAAACUGAAAAAAAGGGGAAAUUUUA